AUGGGCCGUUGCUCAGUUAUUUUCUGCGGCGCUGGGGCUACAGGGGCCAUCACUAAGUUUGUCGAUAUCAUGUGCCGUAGUCGGGUCUUCGCUACUCCGACAUCACGAAAGGGACGCCGUCGUGCGACUCUCCCUCUGGAUUCAAUUAAAGGAACUGCCUCGAUAAACGGUUUGGAAGAAGUCUUGAAGAAAGUUGCGGCCUUUAAUCGUCAUCAUCAUGAUUUCACUGUCCCCGUGGUCAUCCUGUCCGCAUGUAGCAACGUCACUGGUGCGCGACUUGAUAUCCCAGCUGUGUCAACUUUAAUUCAUCAAUAUAACGGACUCGCUGCAUGGGACUUGGCGGCUAUCGCUGCUCACAACAAGGUUGAUAUGAAUUCUCCUUCUCACCCUAACGGUUACAUGGACUUCGCUUUUGUAUCUCCUCAUAAGCUUCUCGGUGGCCCCGGCAGUAGCGGUCUUCUGCUGUGCAAGAAGAAGCAUCAGACCAACGCCGUGCCCGCUGUAUGUGGUGGAGGAGUUGUUCUUUACGUUAGUCGUCGCGGCCAUCACUAUCUUGGCAAUUUGGAAGAACGAGAGGAAGCCGGCACUCCGGACAUCCUCGGGUGUAUUAGAACCGGAGCCAUUUACCAUUUACACAGAAUGGUCGGAAUAGAGAGAAUAGCUUCUUCCGAGCAGAGAAUGGCCGACUAUCUCGCCCAUAGGAUCAGAGCCCACAGCAAGGUUCAUGUUGUCGGUCCCAAGGAUCGAUCUCACUGUGCUGGCAUCAUUUCCUUCAAUGUUCUAUAUAACGAGACGGAUACUGCGACGAAGCAUGGCUUGUAUCUGCAUUACAAUUUCGUAGGAGCUGUGUUGAACGAUGUGUUCGGAAUUCAAGCAAGAGGAGGUUGCGCCUGCGCAGGCCCCUAUGGCGAGGCUCUCCUCGGCCUCAACUGCGGCAGUGCUGAAAGGUUCGAGGAAGCUCUUGAUGAUACGCGCUAUGAGAUCUUCAAGCCUGGCUUUGUCCGAGUGGGAGUGCACUUCACGAUGACUCAAGAAGAAGUUGAUUUCGUUGCUGAUGCGAUACUGUGGAUAGCCGAUAAUGGCUGGAAGCUACUCCCUUCGUACACCUACAAGAUUAUGUCGGGCGAGUGGUAUCAUAUUAAGAGAGACUCGCAUCAGAUGCUGAAGUAG
Molecule: messenger RNA, 1170 nt
Organism: Perkinsus marinus ATCC 50983
Lineage: Eukaryota; Perkinsozoa; Perkinsida; Perkinsidae
Exons: 9
Coding region: 1-1170 (389 amino acids)
Source: RefSeq, a predicted model, not a curated record